CCCGCGUAGCGCCAUUUUGAAAGUGCAAAGCUUGGAGGAGGCAGAUGCGAGGGAAAUCUCAAAGUGCAGUGCAAAGUCUGUAGACCAGCACUGAACGCUGUGUGUUAGUCUUUUCUGUGUUGUAAAAAAGUAGCUCCGUGGUUUAUAAGCAACCGUUGGACUGACGGCAUUUGGAGUUAGCAGCAGCCUCAUUCCUCCACUGCUCCUCGGUCAGAACCACCCAACCGACCCGGGUCAGCAGUACUGCUUCAGUCCAGGGCCUGAACCUGCUACAGAGAGCCCAGUCCCUCACCAUGGCAGGUAAAAGAAAACUGUCAGAACGGCCCGGGGGUGGGAGCAGCGAUGUGCAGUGGUGCUUCUCUCAAGUCAAAGGAGCGAUGGAUGACGAUGUGGCUGAAGCUGACAUUAUAUCUACUGUUGAAUUCAAUCACACUGGGGAGCUGCUUGCCACUGGGGACAAAGGAGGCCGUGUUGUCAUCUUCCAGCAGGAGCCAGAGAGUAAGAACCAGCCACAGUGCAGAGGAGAGUACAAUGUUUAUAGCACCUUCCAGAGCCAUGAGCCUGAGUUCGACUACCUGAAAAGUCUUGAGAUUGAAGAGAAAAUCAACAAAAUUCGAUGGUUACCUCAGAAGAAUGCAGCACAGUUCCUUUUGUCCACAAAUGAUAAAACUAUCAAGCUGUGGAAAAUUAGUGAGCGAGACAAGAGACCAGAGGGCUACAAUUUGAAGGAAGAAGACGGGCGAUACAGAGAUCCUAAUUCUGUCACAACACUACGGGUACCGGUGUUGAGGCCCAUGGACCUGAUGGUGGAAGCCAGCCCCAGACGAGUGUUUGCAAACGCUCACACGUACCACAUCAACUCCAUAUCAGUCAACAGUGAUCAUGAGACCUAUCUGUCUGCAGACGACCUGCGCAUAAACCUCUGGCAUCUGGAGAUCACCGAUCGCAGCUUUAAUAUUGUUGACAUAAAGCCAGCUAAUAUGGAGGAGCUGACAGAAGUGAUCACGGCCGCAGAGUUUCACCCCGACCAGUGCAACACUUUUGUUUACAGCAGCAGCAAGGGAACCAUCCGCCUGUGUGACAUGAGGGCAUCAGCACUGUGUGACCAGCAUGCCAAAAUGUUUGAGGAGCCAGAAGAUCCAAACAACCGUUCAUUCUUUUCUGAAAUCAUCUCGUCCAUCUCCGAUGUCAAGUUUAGCCACAGUGGACGCUACAUGAUGACGCGAGACUAUCUGUCCGUCAAAAUUUGGGAUCUGAACAUGGAAACCCGACCAGUAGAGACAUAUCAGGUGCAUGAAUAUCUCAGGAGUAAGUUGUGUUCACUUUAUGAGAACGACUGCAUUUUUGACAAGUUUGAAUGCUGCUGGAAUGGCAAUGACAGCGUUGUGAUGACUGGUUCCUACAACAACUUCUUCAGGAUGUUUGACAGGGACUACCGACAGGACGUGACCUUCGAGGCGUCACGGGAAAACAGCAAGCCGCGGUCGGUCCUGAAGCCUCGCAAAAUAAGCACAGGUGGGAAGCGCAAAAAGGAUGAGAUCAGUGUAGACAGUCUGGACUUUAACAAGAAGAUCCUCCACACUGCCUGGCAUCCGCUGGACAACAUCAUUGCUGUGGCCACCACCAACAAUCUGUACAUAUUCCAAGAUAAACUGAACUAAAGUCCAUUAACCCACUCAGAUCCCAAUUUCUUCUUUUGCCCUCUUUUGCUCUCGGAUUAAAACAAAAUCCGUCUUAGGCCAAGCCCCUAAAACUUGAUCAAAUCUGUCCUUUUAAUUAUGUGAGAAGACUUGCUUUGUAAAUGGUGCCACACAUCCAGCCAGGCCAUAAAAAAGCAUCAUAGUGGGCUGUUAGUUUCUUCCAUUAGAAGCACUCCAUCCAUCGAGCUUCCAUUUGUAACUCCACUACAUCCCAAACCAAAGGGAAAAUCUACAUUUUAUUGCUUGCUCGUGCCAUAUUGACAUGAUUCAUUUGUCUGUUAUUCCUACUAGUUAACUUUCUGUUAUUUUUGGUUUAGUCUUUCUGUCACCAAGUUCAUGUUUGUACUGCCCUGAUUCAUCAAUACAAAGCUGUCAAGUCUUUCAUUUCCCCAACAAGUAUCAAGUUGCCAAGUUCUUUCCCUAUGUACUGUAUGAUUACUGUUAAAGGACUAAUUUAGCAUUUCAUUAUGUUUAGCUCAUUGUCUAAAAAAAAAAAACUUUGGAUAAAUGAUAUCAAAGCUAACAGAGUACAAAUAUUUCUGAUUUGUUUGUUUUUUUUUAAAUGUUGACUCAGAUGCUUGUUUACAUUCAUCUCUCUUCUUUAAGAAAAUCUCCUGGGUAUGAUUUUACAUUUCUAUAACACAUUGUAUCGAGUGUUUUAGCCAUUUGCUUCGAUAUAGGAUACAUCCCACAAACAACUUCGAUUCCUCCAAGAGCAGUCUGUUAAAGCGGGCUGUCAUUCGAGUUUAAUGUUCACCACACUCUCAUUCAAGCGUGCCCAUAUCGGUGACAGAGCCAUGAGAUGUCCUUGAAAUUUUUAUUCACUCAGGUUAUGGGACAGCACUAGAGAAAUGGGUGUAAAACCAAAAUGUAUGACAGGUUUUCUUACAGAAGUGUGUUAUAUCACUGUAAUUCUGCUGUGGUUGGGUUUGUAGUAAAUGGAAGUAGGUGAAAUGUUCCUUUUCUACAUGUGUCAGUUUUGUCAUGCUGCUCUCAAACUGUUUGAUUUCCAUUUCCCCAGGCCAAGCUUCAUCUGCCUGUCAAACCAUCCUUUUUCAUGGCAUUGCGUAUUGUACAGAUAAAGUGUAGAAAGAUCAGCAGAGGUGCACUUAUCUGGCUGAUAUGAGCUGAACUGCUGAUACAAAUGUUAUUUGACUUUAGGUUUUUAUUUUUUAUUUUAUUUUUAUUUCUUUUUUUAUACUUUGAAUAGCAGAAAAAUGUUGCAGUUUUUUUUUUUGUGAUAAAUAUAACAGUUUUUAAUCCAAAAGAAAAUUAAGUGCAGCACAGUAUGUACUGUUGGUUAAUGUAUUAUUUAGACUGAAAAUAAUUGGGAUUCUGAGUUUGAAUUUUGGGAGGCGAGAUUCUGUUUUCAUCAGUGUUUGACCUGCUAAUCGCCACCCGAACUGAUCAAGAAAAACAUUUUCUGAUUCCAUCUCUGUUAAUCUUAAGUUUCCCAUCACUUCCACUUAAGAUCAGAAGGGAAAAGGUUUCAGACAGAAAAGCUUUCCAUAGAAGUCUGGAUACUGCUCUCACUUAUUUGAUGUGAUUCUUUGCCUAACUCUUAGAUCUUACCAAAUAAUGUUUUUGGGAAAAGUAUUACAAAUAUCACUCUACCAUAAUUUGCCAUGGAGGUUUUUUGUUGCAUCAAAUGAUGGCUGAUCAUGCCAAAGUAUCUUGUCUUUAUACACAACAAAGAUAAAGCUCUCUUGCAGACAAAGUGCCCCUGAUCCAGCAGGUCCAGCCUUGCAGUUGUGUGGGCAACCAUGCUUAACUCAGGACAAAAACCUGUGUGUUAUACAUAUAUAUAUAAAUAUAUAAGAUGAUUCCCUGUGCCCCCAUUUUUACUCUUGUGUGGCCUGUGGCACCAAAACGCUGUGCUGCUCCCAGCUCACCUUCAGUGUAUGUUGUGUUGCAGAAAAAUUGUUUAUCAUCUGCAUCUAGAUUUUAUUUGUAGAUUUUUCUAUAUAAGAAAUGUUUUGUACUGUACCUGAUAAAAGAAGAAGAAGAAUCACUAUAGCUGAUUUAUUUUUGUAUAAAUUAGGGCAAUAUCAUUACAGUCUAAUCACUGUAGUUUCUUUACCUAUCUGCCUCAGGCUUACUGUGCAGGGCAGGUCAUUAGAAAGUCAGGAUUCCCUUUGCUUUUUGCCCGUUAUAACAGGUAGACGCAUCAAAGGAGUGCAUCAGGUAUGAAGCGGGGUGCCCAAAGAGAAGUAUUUUCAGGUGUCAGUACCUCCUGCCUGAUGAUGAGCACUAUUACUGUACCCUGGCCAACUAUGUAUUUUUUGUUUUUCAAUCUAACUUAUGUAGAGGGUUCAGCGUUUUCAUUUCAUGUGAAUCUUACUAUUUGGUUUAUGUGCCAUAGUUUUGCUUGAUGAACAAUUCCUCUGGUUGUGAAAGACUACAUUGAAACGGCAUUUUCAUCCUCUUUGCGGCUAGCCAGGUCACUUGACUACGUGGAGCGAUGAUUGUUGAUCUAUGUGGCACGUGCGGCUCUCUUUUGCAGACUUAUUUAAAGAGAAUCUGUGAAGCACUUCAUGUGCGGCUUGGCGUCGGAGAAGAGGGUCACCAGUUUAAGCUAAAGCUCCAUGCGUUGCCUGCUCCAGCUCACGGUCCAUGUUGCGUAGAAAACUUGAUGGAACUGCGACUGUACGUUUUCUAUGAACAGUCAAAAUGUCACAAAGAAGGUACAGGUUAUCUUUUCCAGUUCACAAACAAUACGUUGAUGUUUUUAUUCGGGCACUGAGCUUCUUUGUCCACUGGAUCAUAUUUGUGAAAGUGAAUGUCACUCUGUUCUCAGUAUGAUUAACAACUAAUGUUGAGUUCCAGUCUCUCAGGGUUCUGGGUUGUGUCUUUUGAUAACAAGAUAAGUUUCUAGUAUUUUUAUUUUGUGCAACUUUCUUUUGUUUUUGUAAUGCAAACUUUGUAUUUUGCCUGUUUUUUCUUUCUGGAUAAAUGAAUCUUUUCUAUUUCAACUUCUUUCUUCCAUUUAUUGAGCGAAUCUCCAUCUUGUUUUAAAAUAGAAAAUAAGCGAUAUAACAUUCUUGUGCAUAAUAAUGCAUCAAGAAACUGCUUACCAAUAGAAACUGGUAUUAAUCCGAGCAAUUAAUAAAAACCCUUUCAUCAUUCUCCCUACGUUGUCUUAAUACAAGCUGUCCUUCGAGGCUCUAAUGAAAACAACAAAGAUGUUCACAAUAACCCUGUUGCCUUUCUUUUAGAGCAUUACCAAUAAAUAAGAUAAUAAUCAGUUACACUUGUGAAACCUUCUGGUUCACCCAGACUGCUCAGGGGAAUCUUCUGCUGCUCUGUCCCAAACCUUGCACCUUCAAGAAAAUGGGAUUAUCAGAACUGAAACAAAAACUUCUAUUUUGCUGUAAAUCACCUUUUUGUUUCUUUCUCUCCACAGAUGGCUUUGAUGCACAACCCCAGGUUAUUAAGUAGAGUUUCCCAGUGUGCACAUUGAUUGUGCAUUUCAUUUUCUAGAGUCGAGUUAAACGAUUUUGUCCACUUGAAGGAGCAUUAAAACAUGUCUGAUGUAUCACAAGAAUGGUAAAACAAAACACACGUCGUUUCUUUUCUGUGAAUUUCAUUAUUUUUUGUGUGCGUUUUAUUUCAAGGGGAUGAAGAGUUUUGGAGAUCUGUUUGGGAAUAACUACGUAUUGUUCACUGUACAGAGUUGUUUGUCAAAUGAAAUAAGGUACAGUAUAGAUAACAUGUAAUAAGGAAUUUCACAUUUGAAUAAUUAAAUUACUGUGCUACUUUA
Messenger RNA from Xiphophorus couchianus (Monterrey platyfish), 5460 nucleotides. It is a transcript of the gene ppp2r2aa, whose product is annotated as protein phosphatase 2, regulatory subunit B, alpha a. The transcript is spliced from 10 exons. The coding region runs from base 294 to 1661 and encodes 455 amino acids. Gene Ontology annotation, cellular component: protein phosphatase type 2A complex. The record is from RefSeq and is a predicted model, not a curated record. Lineage: Eukaryota; Metazoa; Chordata; Actinopteri; Cyprinodontiformes; Poeciliidae. Gene Ontology annotation, molecular function: protein binding; protein phosphatase regulator activity.